GGCGAAAUCUCGCUGUCUUUCAUUGCAGAGACCAUCAAGCCUUCACCGAGACGCAAUAACAGCAUCUUUUGCUGUUAUUCAGCUCUCGCAGCUCAAUGACACUAUCCAGUGUCGAAACUCGCUUUUUUUCAUAAGAGAUUAUUUUCAUAGACUUUGGCCGUGUGAUUUGUUUUUGGGUUUUUUUUGUCUACAAAACUUUGUACAAUUUAUUUUCUUGCCACCAUGGUGCUAGGAAAGGUAAAGAGCUUCGUUGUAAGCUACGACUGUCUCAAUGACAGCAAUGUCCCUGUUUUCUCAAGUGGGGACUCCGUCUCAGGUAGAGUUAUUAUUGAAGUCACAGGGGAGAUUCGUGUAAAGUCACUUAAAAUACAUGCAAAGGGAUUUGCAAAAGUUCGUUGGACAGAAUCACGAAAUGCUGGAUCCAACACUGCCUACACUCAAAAUUAUACAGAAGAAGUGGAAUAUCUGAAUCAUAGAGACAUCCUUAUUGGCCACGAAAGAGAUGAUGAUAACUCUGAGGAGGGGCUUACCACUAUUCAUUCAGGAAGACAUGAGUAUGCAUUCAGCUUUGAGCUUCCACAAACACCUUUGGCUACCUCGUUCGAAGGGAAGCAUGGCAGUGUGCGCUACUGGGUAAAGGCUGAGCUGCACAGGCCUUGGCUUCUGCCCAUGAAGACCAAGAAAGAGUUCACUGUCUUUGAACACAUCGACAUCAACACUCCUCUCCUGCUGUCUCCUCAGGCAGGAACUAAAGAAAAGACGCUAUGCUGCUGGUUUUGCACCUCAGGUCCAAUCUCCUUAAGUGCCAAAAUUGAACGGAAGGGUUAUACUCCAGGAGAGUCCAUUCAAAUCUUUGCAGAAAUCGAAAACUGUUCCUCACGCAUGGUUGUGCCAAAGGCUGCCAUUUACCAAACACAGACCUUCUUUGCCAAAGGGAAGAUGAAGGAGAUCAAGCAAUUGGUGGCCAACAUCCGAGGGGAGUCGCUUUCUUCAGGCAAGACGGAGACAUGGAGUGGAAAAAUGUUAAAAAUCCCUCCUGUAUCACCCUCCAUCCUCGACUGCAGUAUCAUUAGAGUGGAGUACUCACUCAUGGUGUAUGUAGAUAUCCCAGGAGCCAUGAACCUAUCUUUAAACCUGCCCCUGGUGAUUGGGACCAUCCCCCUCCAUCCUUUUGGUAGCCGUACAUCUUCUGUGAGCAGUCAGUGCAGCAUGACCAUGAGCUGGUUAGGCAUGGCUCCUGAGAGGCCUGAAUACCCGGUCAAAGAACUGCACAAAAAGCGGAAGAAGGGGGACGGAUAA
Molecule: messenger RNA, 1299 nt
Organism: Pimephales promelas (fathead minnow)
Lineage: Eukaryota; Metazoa; Chordata; Actinopteri; Cypriniformes; Leuciscidae
Source: RefSeq, a predicted model, not a curated record